Molecule: messenger RNA, 726 nt
Organism: Cannabis sativa
Lineage: Eukaryota; Viridiplantae; Streptophyta; Magnoliopsida; Rosales; Cannabaceae
Exons: 1
Coding region: 388-711 (107 amino acids)
Source: RefSeq, a predicted model, not a curated record
GAGAGAGAGAGAGAGAGAGAGAGAGAGAGAGAGAGAGAGAGAGAGAGAGAGAGAGAGAGAGAGAGAAAGAGAGACCAAAGUGGGUCAGAAACACACGUCGUGUUCAGGCAAAAUCCAUGUGCCCAUAUGGACGAUUGUGAAGGGGGAAACGCAGUACUACUACUGCGUUGGGGACACCAUUAUAUUAUUAGUCAUCGCCUUCGUUUUGAGCCACUAUCAGAGGAACCAAAAGAAGAGAGUCAUUGAAAUAGAGAGAGAGAGUGUGUGUGUUUUCACAAAGCUUUGUACUGUAAAACUCAGAAAAAGCUUGAGGCUUGUUUUAGGUGACUUGGGUGUUUUUCUCAACUGGGGUUUGAUUGUUUUUUUUCUUAGAAAGGGAAUUGGAAAAUGAAGGAGAAAAGUGAAAGUGGAGGUGGAGGUGGUGGUGGGUAUGUGAGAGCGGAUCAGAUAGAUCUGAAAAGCUUGGAUGAGCAACUUCAAAGGCAUCUGAGUAGAGCAUGGACUAUGGAAAAGAACAAGAAAAAAGAAGAGGAAGAAGAAGAACAAGCAAGGUCUACUGUCUCAUCUACCAGACAAGAAUGGGAGAUUGACCCUGCUAAACUCAUCAUCAAGAGUGUAAUCGCUCGUGGAACUUUCGGAACUGUUCACCGGGGACUUUAUGACGGCCAAGACGUUGUGAUUCAAAAAUUGGCAGUUGUGAUCUUGGGGUAGUCUAACUCGAACGGA